CUCGUUGCGUGCGGGUGCUGCUGGUGACAACGCGCGCGUCGACCACAAAAUAGGAACAGACAAGCAAAAUAUAUAUUUUUCUUUUUCUAUUUUUUGAAUAAAACAAUUAUCAAUACAUAAUAUUAGUGACAUGUGGCAAAUGCAAAAAAAAAUCGUUACUAUGAUAGUGAAAUCAAUUUUCAUUCGCACUUAAGGUAAUAUCCGCCGAAGCGAUCGGAGUAGCAUCGUCAUCUAUGGAUGGCAAAGUGAACAUUCCACAAAAUGAGUUAAAGUGCCGCAAUUUGACGUUUUCGCAACAACCAACUAACAAAACCAAAAAGCACACAAUAACAAGAACAACAAACACAUCAGUAAGCUCAAUUCAGGCAAUUAUAAUCAUAAAGUGGUUCUUGCAAGCAACACAUCGCCGACCGGAUGGCGAGGUGGUAAGGCAGCGCAACUGUCGCCCGCGGCUCUUGCCCCGAGUAGAACGGGCACGGGAUAGUUACAGUCGUGGUUACUAUGCACGUUACACACGCUUCAAGGGAUGGGUGUCAAACUUUGAGCAGUAACAGCAGCAAUAGCAGCACCAAUAACAACGACAACAAUAGCAAGAAGCUUGCCGACAUCACGCGCAAAAGUAGCGCAACUAACCAUUCAAUCAGCCAUUGUAAAAAUAGUAACUGCAACACUCAUAAAAAUAGCUGCAACAAGAGUAACGACAACGAUAACGACACUGGAAAAGGCGGCAACACGAAGAGUGACAACUGCAAUACACAACAGCUAACGGGCAUUCUACGCCACAGUUGCCAUAGUCACAAUCGUCUCCGCAACGACAAUCACCCACACUUUGCCAUUGAUAACCUAGAAAGGCAUCGAUUUUCCGGCGUCAGUACAGUUGGCAGCAACGUCAUUUGACGCACACGACAAGCAACAGACAGCUACUACAACGACGACAACGAAAUCUCCAGCAACAAAACCAGCAAACAAAGAUCGUCGAUACAAAAACACGCCCAACAACAGCCAAUCGUUGCUUUUGGUGCGUCCAUUUCACCAUACCUAACAACUCCAUCGCCCGUGCCAGUUGCGCCCUACUUCACCACCUGCUCCGCUUCACAUAUUUCCUCUUCAACAUCCUGUUGCAAAUGUACUAUCGUCUUUAAGGCACUGCCACCUCUGCCGUACUCAACAUCGGUGCCAGAACGUGUAUCGUCGCCACCACCAGUGCCACCUCUUCGUUCUACAUCACUGUCGCAUUGCUGCUCUUCGCUUUCGCAGUCAUAUCCGCGUACGUUUUCGUUAACGUUAUCGGUGUCGCCAGCAGCAAGUCAUGUUAGCAGCAGCAGUAGUUGCCCACGGCUCGCAACGAUUACGACAGGAACGGCAACGGCACGCACGCACUCGGAGACGAAAAGCAGAAAUUGCAGUUUCUGUAGCGACGACGACGACGACGACGAAGAUAACAUUCCUAACAGGGGCAUAAUGGUAUUAAGCACCGAAUGGUCUCAGGUGGAAGUAAUCGAUUUGGUUAACGAUGGCAAUGGUUUGGGCUUUAUUUUGGUCGGUGGACGCAGCACCGGCGUUGUGAUCAAAGCUCUAACGCCGGGCGGUGUUGCAGAACGUGAUGGCCGUUUGCAGUGUGGCGAUCAUUUGUUGCAAAUUGGCGAUGUAAACUUGCGUGGCUUCAGUUCCGAGCAAGUAGCAACGGUUCUUCGUCAGACUGGAGCUCAGGUUCGAUUGAUUGUUGCGAGGCCUGUGGAGCCGACAGCCAUCGAUUUACAAACGUUGGCAAGUCAUGCGCCAAUUAUUCCAACUAAGCUCCUCUCCGACCCAGAAGAACUGUCACGGCAUCUCUUUCAAAAUCCCAGCUUUGCUACUAGUGCUACAAGCGUUGGCGAUGGCGGCGGCGUCGGCGUGGGCGUCAGCGGCUGCUUCCUGCCAACGCCGGAUACUGAACUAGCCGAUUUGCCACUGCCACCUAUACCAACUGAUUUGCCGUUGUCUGCGUCUGCAGCGGCGCGCAUGUGUCCCAAAGAUUUGGAUAUCGUACCAUUUUCGAUUGUGUCACCGUCACCGCCACCACUGUUGCCCCCACCGCCUCUGCCGUCGACGUCGAUUACGACGACAGCGUCGACCGUUGGCACAACGGGCUUACUGUGUCAGCAGUUCGACCUCACCAACACCACCGGCACCAUCAUAAAAAACUCAAACACUCUUCAAUUGGAACAUAUUGAGACUGUGAUAGCUGGCGAAGAUGCUGGCACCUCAACGAUCGCACCGGACCCAGCAACCAUUGACGCCGACCGCUGCUCAUCGGCCUCAUCAAACUACAUCGAUUCACCCGAAACAGAAACUUAUGUUGUAGAGUUACAUAAAAAUGUCUACGGAUUGGGUAUAACUGUGGCCGGUUACGUCUGUGAAGAGGAAGAUCUUUCAGGCAUAUUUGUAAAAAGCAUAAUCGAGGGUAGUGCCGCCGAAGUGAGUGGGCGCAUACAGAUCAACGAUCGCAUUGUUGCGGUAGAUGGACGUUCUUUAGCAGGUGUUACUAACCACCAAGCAGUUGAGAUACUGCGCAAUACCGACAUCGAAGUUCACCUGACCUUGGAACGCUUUUUACGCGGACGCAAGUUUGAACAUUUACAGAAUGCACUCACGGAAUUGAAAGGAGAUAUCCAAUCACAAACUUCACUGCCCGCAUCACCUUCGAUCGCUACACUUUCCUGGCUGCCACCGCGGUCCGAUGCCGAUUCUGUGGCCACUGAGGGUGGUAUUGUUAUGUUGGAAUUCGCAGAUUUUCCAUCACGGGAGACGGUGGACUCUAACAUGUCACACAUGCUAGAUCGCAGCGACUACAGCGGCAUUAGUAAUUCGAAACGACAAAAGACUCCAACAACGCCAGACGCCAAGCACAUGGCCAAUGGAAAAGCGACGCAUAUCAACGGAAGCGAUAAUGGUGACAGUGAUGAACACGACUCUGCAACGCUGGAGGAUCAGUCGGAGGAGAAAGAACUGCAAACACCUAAAAUGACGCACCAAAUCAUGAAACAAUUAAAUGGCAGCCGAAAGAAAUCUGACAUUACAGUUUUGGCGACAGUAUCGAUUGCGCCCACACAGCUAACGAUAUCUACAACGGCGGUGGCGGUGACAACAACAAUGGCAGUACCUGUGGUAACAUCGGCAUCAAGGGCAACGGUAACGGCAACGGUGGCAACGAAAACUCCCAAAGCCGCCACAUCAACUCAGGCCCCGUCCAAUGUGGAGACGCUGAAGCUGACCUGGAAAAGUGAGUUUCCUGAAAGUGAAAUUAUUGUAGCCGAAAUAAAUAAACUUUCAGGUCUAGGAAUCAGCCUUGAGGGCACCGUGGAUGUUGAACGAGGCAUAGAAAAGCGUCCACAUCACUACAUACGCUCCAUACUGGAAGAUGGGCCUGUGGGGCGACAAGGGAUACUCAAGCCGGGUGACGAACUGCUGCAAGUGAACGAAUACAAAUUGCAAGGACUCAAGCAUACGGAAGUCGUUAAGAUACUCAAAGAGCUGCCAACGCAUGUAAAACUAGUUUGUGCGCGUGGUCCCACCGCACCGUCCGUGAUAAACACCUCACAAAAUCCAGAGGCAUUCGAAACCCGCUCACUGCUACCCGGUGGUCAUCAGAGUCUACAAAAUCUACUGACGAAGGCGCAAUCAGAAAGUUCCCUCUACACAUCGAGCACUGCCACGCUGACCGAUCAGCAACGUUCCAAAUCGUUGGAAAAUGUUUCUGGGCUAGCACUUUGGAGCAGCGAAGUCACUACCAUCGAAAUUGAGAAAGCCGAACUAGGCUUCGGUUUCUCCGUACUUGAUUAUCAAGAUCCGCUGGACGCCGAAGGCACUGUUAUUGUAAUACGCGGUCUUAUACGUGGUGGAGCAGCAGAAGAGACCAAUGAGAUCUUCCCCGGCGAUCGGUUGGUCAGCGUCGGUGAACACACCUUACAUGGUCUCAACUUGGACCAGGCAGUGACGAUACUCAAAAGCAUGCCAGUGGGGAAAACAAAAUUGGGCAUUUGCAGACCUCUUUCAACGUCGGACAGCAAUAUAGCAUCGCCAGCUGAGGAGGGCGACUCACCGAGCACAUAGUUUUUAAGGAACUUUUACUAUUUCGUCGCAUUUUCGCGAAUUUAAGUCACAACGCUGCCAAAGCGCGGAUGAGUUCACCUCACUUCACGAUUAUACCAAUGCAAGCAUCCCCCUUUUGAAGUGGCUAAGUAGCCGAAUGCGAUGCAAAAUGGCGACUAGUAGCUGAAGGUUGAAGCGGAGGGCAGCGUAAUGCAGAGGGAUAUGAUUGGACAGAGCAACUAUGAGGCUGCUGACAAAGUGAAGUGCUGUAAAUAUUUUGUUAGCGCAAUAAAUUACUUAACAAAAUUAGUAUGUACUUAUAAGAUUUAGUGCUAGGUAAUUAGCUCUUAGCGAAUUUGAAAUAAUAAUCAUUCUAGCAACAAGUAAAUACGCAAAGGGUGGCCGUAAAAGUGCAUAUAACAAAACGGCAAAGUGGUACUAAUAAUUUCGUUGCAGAUCAAGAAAUGCUUUGCAUGCUAAUAUAAGCGAAUACACAGAUUUCAUCGUCACUGAAUUCAAAAUUAUUAUUUAGCUUUCAGUUCUUUGACUAUUUAUAGCAAACAAUAUUCGACACCUAUUUACUAUGUGACCCUAUUUAUUAAGUGAUUUACAAUUCUUUUGAAUUUUGUUAGAUAGCUAAAUGGUAAAAUGAAAUAAUAUGAAAUCGUAUGAAAUUAAAUAAAAAUAUAAUAU
Molecule: messenger RNA, 4764 nt
Organism: Anastrepha ludens (Mexican fruit fly)
Lineage: Eukaryota; Metazoa; Arthropoda; Insecta; Diptera; Tephritidae
Product: patj homolog
Exons: 3
Coding region: 1462-4092 (876 amino acids)
Molecular function (GO): protein binding
Source: RefSeq, a predicted model, not a curated record